This is a messenger RNA of Paraphaeosphaeria sporulosa, 969 nucleotides long. Its product is annotated as 3-hydroxyisobutyrate dehydrogenase mitochondrial precursor. Lineage: Eukaryota; Fungi; Ascomycota; Dothideomycetes; Pleosporales; Didymosphaeriaceae. Gene Ontology annotation, cellular component: mitochondrion. The coding region runs from base 1 to 969 and encodes 322 amino acids. The record is from RefSeq and is a predicted model, not a curated record. Gene Ontology annotation, molecular function: 3-hydroxyisobutyrate dehydrogenase activity; NAD binding; NADP binding. The transcript has 2 exons. Gene Ontology annotation, biological process: L-valine catabolic process.
AUGGGCGAAUCCGAGUUCAAGAAGUUAGGCUUCGUUGGCCUAGGAGCGAUGGGGAAGCCGAUGCUUGUGCAUCUGGCAAAUAAGCUCCCAAAAGAGUCGCGGAUAUACGUCUACGACGUUGUUGAGGAUGCGAUGAACGAAGUUUGCUCGAAAUAUCCAGAGAGAGUGUUAAGGGCCUCAAGCGCCAAAGAUGUCGCACACCAAGCAGACACAAUCAUCACGAUGGUGCCCGAAGGCUCGCACGUUCGCUCAGUGUACCUUGAUCCCUCGCAUGGCGUCUGCAGCGCGGAUAUCUCUAAUAAGCUGCUUAUCGAUUGCUCCACGAUAGAUACGGCGACGAGCCUGGAAGUCAAGGAACAUAUCGAAAAACAUUUUCCCACCGCGUCGUUUUAUGACUCGCCAGUGAGCGGGGGGGUCGUGGGCGCGAUCAAAGGGACAAUAGCAUUCUUCUUAGGCUGCGCAGAGUCGGAUCCGAACAUCAAGAGGCUGACGCCGCUGAUGGAAAUGAUGGGAAAGCAAGUUAUUCCAUGCGGCGGUCCCUCACUGGGGCUCGCUGCGAAGUUGUCAAACAACUACCUCUCAGGCGUCAUAGCAAUCGCUUGCUCGGAGGCGUUCGACAUGGGCAUGCGAUCUGGCUUGGACCCUCGCACUUUGGCCAAAGUCUAUGCUGCAGGAACCGCGCAGAAUGCCAUUUGCGACCGCUUCUGUCCAGUUCCGCAUGUGUACCCCGAGGCACCUUCUUCAGGUGGUUAUAAGCAAGGUUUCAAGGUGCAGCUGAUGCGCAAAGAUUUUGGUCUGGCAGUGGACAUGGCAAAGCGCGUGGGAUCCAAGAACGUACUGGGCGAGGUGGGCCUGGAAACCUACGAUGGGGCCAGCAAGGAUCCCAAUUGUCGUGAUCUAGACUCCCGUGUAGUAUACAGAUAUCUCGGCGGGAACGAAGAUUGGCAGCCGACGAAGAACGGGGCAUAG